AUGAGAAUGGAUUACCAUGAAAAAAGAAAUUAUUUUAUGAGCAUAAAACAGCAUUUUAGUUUCAUUAAAAAAAAAAAUAAUACUAAUGUAAAUGCUAGUAGUGAAAAUAUAAACAAAUCAUCAUUGAGUGAUUAUGAUAAUUCAACCAAAACUGGAAAUGAAUAUUACGAGGAAGAUAUAAAUAAAACAGAAAAUAGUGAUAGUAUAAUAAAUAUAAAUGAAAAAAACAUAGGAGAUAAUAAACAUACUAGUGAUGAUUUAAGGGCAUCGACUAAUAGUAAUAAAAGUGUUAACAGUAAUAUGGAUGAUUGGAUAGCUGAUAAUAAUAUCGCAAGCCAAAAUAGUAACAACAAUAAUAUUCAUAAUAAUGAUAAUAAUAAUUCUGUGAAUAAAAUACAUAAAAAUAUUGGAGGUCAUGUAAAAAAUAAUGAUGAUAAAAAUCAAUGCUAUUCUGACAAUAGUAAUAUAUUAAAUUCGAAUACCCAUGGAAAUAAUGCUAAUAGCAACAAUGAUGACCAUUUAAAUAAAAAUAUAAUGAAUAACAGUGAUUCACCAAAUGUUAAUAACGAAUUUGAUAUUUCCGAAAAUCAAACUUCGAUACAAAAGAACAUGAAAAAUAAAAAUAACGAUAUUAAAAAUGGGUCAAUAAAUAUGGAACAAAAUGACAAAAAUCAUAAUUAUGAUAAUCAAUAUUUUAUAAAAAAUGAAGACACAGAAUUUCGAAAUACUGAUAAAUUACCAAAACAAAAUAUGAUUAAAACAAAUUCAUAUAUAAAAAACAAUCAAGGGAAGCAACCACCCGCUGAUUCAAAUAAUGAAAACCAAAGGGAUAGUAAUAACAACACUAAUAAUAAUAAUUUUGAUAAUUUUAAUUGCAAUAAUAAUAUAGCCAAUUAUAACCAAAUAAAUGAUAGUAAUAAUAAUGAGAAAGGGUUGAAAACCCAUUUAGAAUCAGCUAAAUGUGAUAAUUAUUCUUAUAAAAAUAAUGGUAAGCUUGUAGAUAUACCUAACAAUAAGCCAAUUAAUACCAACAAAAUUACUAUUGAUAAUUUAAAUGAUAUAAAUAAAAGCAAUAAUGUAAAAAGUAAUAGUGACGCGAACUUAAAUACUGAUAUGAAUGCCAAAUCUAAGGCAAAUAAUUCCAUUCAUGAAAAUAAGGAUCCAUUAUUUUUUGAAGGAGAAAAACUGCAACUUAAUAAUUCUAAAGAAGAAACAUCUCUUAAACAACAUGAUAAUAAUAAUAAUAAUAACAAGUCAAAUAAUAUUAAUAACAAUUAUAAUAAUAAAGGAAGCAAUAAGGGAGGAGGUAAACGCUCGAACACUGGCGGGAAUCCAAUUAACAACCAAAAUGAUAAUAACAAAAGUAGCAAUAAUAGUAAUGGAAAUAAUGGGGGAGAUGGCCACAAUAAUAACAAUAAUAAUAAGGAUGAUAAUAAAGACAAUAAUAAUGAUGAUGAUGAAAAUAAAGGAGGUGGUAAAAAUAAUAAAGGAAAUGAAAAGGGAAAAAAUCGAAACAACAAAAAUAAUAAAAAUAACAAAAAUAACAAUAAAAAUAGUGGGAAAAAUGGUCAUAAAAAUAGUCAUUUAGAUAGAAAUUCCGAUGAAAAGGCAAAAGAAAAUGUUAUGAUUCGAGGAGAUAAAAAAAAAAAAAACAAUAGCGCCAAUAAUAGUGGUAAUAAUAAUAACAAUGCCAAAGAUUUGAUGAACUUGAAAAUCGGCUCGAAUAUGCGAAACAAUACAAAUAAUUUAAACAGAGAAAAUAUAAACAAAAUUACUAAUAAUAAUAACGCACUUUAUAAUAAUAAUAAUGUACAUAUGGAAAUGUAUGAAAAUAAUAAUGAAGUAUGUAUAAAUAAUGCUAUUGGAAAAACAAAUGUUGGAAUGAAUUUUAAUGGCAUGUCUAUAAAAAAAAUGAACGAAUUAUGUAAUAAUAUGAAUAAUAAAAUGCAUAUAAAUCACAUGGAUACUUUUGAUAACAAUGAUAAUAUAGUUCAUAUGGAUGAAGAAAUUAACCAUUUUAAUGGAAAUAAUUUUGAUGUAAAAGUUUUUAAUAAUAUGAAUGUAAUGCAUAAUAUAAAUAAUAUAAAUGGAUUAAAAGAUUUAAAUGAUAUGAAUAAUAUGAUAAAUAAUAUGGAAUGUGAUAUACAUAAUAAUUUUAUGGCUUAUUAUGGGCUUUCCUCUGAAGAAUUUUCAAAUAUCAAUAAUAAAAAACAUGAUACAGAUAUUAUUAUUGAUAAUAGUAAUAAAAAUAGUAAAAAUAUGAAUCCUAAUAUAAAUUCACAUAAUGCUAGUACAUAUAAUAAUAUAUACAAUGGAAACAUAUACAAUAAUAAUAAUGAUAAUAACAAUUUACAUGAAUCUAUGAUAUAUCCAAUGAAUAAUAUUAAAAAUAAUACAGAUAUAAAGGAAUACUAUCAAUAUUAUAAUAAUAACAAUAAUCCUAUACAAAAUGCUAAUAGUUCAUAUUAUCCAGAACAUGAAGAAAAAAUAUACUUGAAUAAUAAUGGAAAUAUAAAUAAAUUUAUUGAAUAUAAAAAAAAUAAUAUGCCUUAUAUAAAUAGAACUAUUGAUGAUAAAUAUGAAGAAGAAAAUAUAUUUCAAAAUAGUUAUGCAAAAAUGGAUAUGCACGAAUUAAAUAAGUCUGAAAAUAAUAACAAUUUUAAUAAUACAUUAAAAAGUUAUUGGUUAUAUAAUAAAGAUAAUAUAAUAAAAAAUGAUGUAAUCAAUAAUAAAAUUAAUAUGAAUAUAAUACAAGAAAAAAAUGAAAAUAAAAAUCAAAUAAAUCCAAAUUUAGAAGAUAGUUUAAAUUAUAAUGAAGCUAAUACAUUAAAUUUGUUAAAUAUUGCUUUUAAUGAAAUAUUUGCUGAUAAAAAACAUCUAAUAGAAAAAACGAUUACUAAAAGAUUUAUGAAAAAAUUAGCCGCUGUUUUGAAAGAUAUUAAUCCAGAUAAUAUUAAAGGGAAAGGCAAGCAACUGAAAAAAUUAAUAUUAAAUAAAAAGAAGACUAACAAACAGGAAAAACAUGAAACUGAAAAAAAUAAAAAGGAAACAAAUAAGACAUCCAACGUUAAAAUAAGUAAUGAUACCAAAAAUGAAGAUACUAAAAUAAACGGCGAAGAAAUAAUAAAAGAAUGUGAUGAGAAAAAUGUCAAAGAUACUAUAGAUGAUAAGAAAGAAAAAACAAAUACAAAUAAUAGUUCAGAUUCAAAAGGAAACAAAGAAGAAAAUAAUAAUAAUGAAAUGAACAAAAGCAAUGAGCUCGAACAAAAAGAAAAAAAAUCAAAAAGUAAAAAAAAUGAAAAAAACAGCACAAACGCUAACGAACUUACAGCAAUUAGUGAAGAUACUUCUAAAGAAGUUAAUGAAAUGGAAAAUAAAAAAGAAUUUGAUAAAAAAACAGGAAAUAAAAACAAUACUGAUAAUGGACAAUCAGUAUUGAAAGAUGAUGAUCCGAAAUGUGACCCUAACUCAUCAUGUACUAAGGAUGAUAAUGUGGGUGAAAACAAUAAAAAGGGAAUAGAAGAAAAUAUAGAAAAUAAGAAAAAUGGUUUCGAUAAAGAUGAAACAAUUAGCAAUAAUAAUAAAAAUAAUAAUGAUGAUGAAAAGGGAGAAACCCAAAACGGAAAUUCACUUGAAAAUAUUAAAAGAGAAGAUGAAUUUUUUGAAGAAAAUAAAAUAGAUGGUGUAUAUAAUAAGGAAAUAAAAAAUUAUCAAGAACAAAAAAUAUUAGACAAUAAUGCAAGUGAAAAUAUUAAUGAGAAUGUAGAAAAUGAUAAUACAGAAAAUAAUGAAAGAAAUGAAAAUAUUUCUUGCCAUAGUGGAAGCAGUACAUAUGAAUAUUUAAAUGAAAAUGUUGAGGAUAGUGAUGAUGAAGGAAAUGAUGAAAAUAAUAAUAGUAAGUAUAUAACAGGAAUUAAUGAUAGAUAUGAAGAAAUAAAAAUUGAAGAUGAUGUAAUGAUAAGAAGAGAUAUAUUUUUUUUUAAUUUAUUAAAAAUUGUUAUAAAAAAAAAAACAUCUGAAGAUAUGUUAAUAUAUUUACAUCUUUUAAAUGCAAUAAAUAUAGAUAAAAUAUUUGAUUAUAUUAUACAAUUAUCUUGUGAUAUAUUUAAUACUUUAUUAAAUUUUAUUGAAAUAACAAAAGAUUCAUCAACAUAUAGAUUAUUAUUAAAAAACUUGGGAGCAUGGAUAGGAAUAAUAACAAUUGGUAGAAAUAAACCAUUAAUAUCAAAAUAUAUGAAUAUUAAACAAUUAAUUUUAUAUUCAUAUGAUAAUGGAUAUUUAAUAGUUACUUUUCCAGCUGUUUGUAAAAUUUUAGAAAGCAUAAAAAAUUCUAAAAUAUUUAAACCUCCUAAUCCAUGGACAAUAGGAAUAUUAAAUUUAUUAGGAGAAUUACAUGAAGCUCAAUCACUAAAAACAAUUCUUAUUUUUGAAAUCGAAAUUUUAUUCAAUUAUUUAAAAAUUAAUGUAUUUGAUUAUUAUAACAAAUGUAAUAUUAUCAAAUGUAGAAAUAUGCCAAUUAAUUCAAAUGAUUUGUUUGUGAGAAAUAAUUAUAAUGACAACAAUUCUAAUACUAAUGUUAAUAUGGGAUAUGUAAAUGAUAAUGGGGGUCGACAUUUUGCCAAUACUAGUGAAAUUCGUCAUAUAUAUAACAAAACAUAUAAUAGUGGUGCAAACUUUUAUCCAAAUGACAAUUUUAUAAAUAAUGAUAAUAGAACAAAUAGACCAAUAGGAUUAGGAGAUGCAUCAUCAGCUAACUAUUUGAUUAACAAAGAUUUAAGAUAUAACAACAUGAUCAAUACUCAUAAUGGACAUAUUAUGGGAUCAGAAGCAACAUCUACAGCAGCUAUUUCAACAACUAGUAACAGUAACACUAACGAUUUGUACAAUAGAAAACAUCUUAGUGCAAAUCUAUUAAAUAAAGGUAAAAAAAAUGAUAACACAAAAAAAAAAACUUUUAUAAAUAUUGAGAAUAGAAUGUAUAUGGUGAAUAGUUUAGCUCAAAUGAGCAAUCUCAAUGUUAUAAAUAGUAAUAAUAAUAAUACAUAUAAUUUUGUUUUUAAUUUAUUAGGUGAUUUUGUGAUGAUAAAUGAUGGAAAUAACAUUACUGAUAGUGAAGUUAGUGCUAAUAAUAAGAACAAUUUUGAAGAUUCAAAUUUGAUGCAAUCAUUAUCGAAAAAUUUCAAAAAUAUGGAUAAUAACCUUACUUAUAAUAAACAAAUUUAUAAAAGUAGCAUGACUAGUGAACUAGUUUUAAAAAAUAACGCCUCACAAAGAAACAUAACCGGGGCUAAUGCUGGUAAAGUCAAUAAUAUUGGAAAAGAUUCUCAUACAAUGUCAAUGUACAAUUAUAUGAAUAAUGAACAACCAACCUAUAAUCCAAUGUUUGGAAAUAACAUAGAUAUGUAUGCAAAUGAAAAUGAUCUAUAUAAUAAUAUGUAUAAUAAAAAUAUGGAAUAUAUGCACUCAAUGAGUGGUGAACAUAUAGGAAAUAAAAAUAUGAAUAACAUAAACAAUAAUGGAAAUAAUGAUGAUAUUCUUAUGAAAGAUUUAAAAUACAAUGCUAAGAAAAAAGAGAAGAUGAUUGAAUUUGAAUUUAAAGAUAAUUCUUCCAAAAAUCCAAAUUAUACUUUAAAUAAAAAUAAACUUUUAUUAAACAAUAAUAAACUUGAACAUCAACGAUUUAAAAGUUCAGAUAUAAAAGAUGGAAAUGUUGGAAUUAAACCUGAAAUAUAUGAUAAUAACAAUAAAAGAGAUUCUUAUUCUUCUCAAUUGAUAAAUAAUAUGAAAAUAAAAAACAUGUUACCAAAUACUGUAGAUAAAAUGAAAAUGGCUGAUUAUAUGAAUAAUAACAUUAUGCACGCUUCUAAUAGUACUAACAAAAAUAAUUUGAAUGAUGGGCUUAUUACUGGAAAUAAUAAUAAUAAUAACAUGAUGGAUUCUUCAUAUUCUGGUUAUCCAGGAGUAGAUAUGAAUAUGGAAAACCAAGCAAAUAUUUCAUAUAAAGAUAACACAACUAAUAACAGUAUUAAUAAUAACGGUAGUAAUAAUAAUACAAAUAAAUUUAAUGAAAUUAUAUUUGACGAGAUAUCAAAUAUUUUAAAAAAAAAUAUAGUUUUAUCACCUUCCAUUUCAAUACUAAAAUUAAAUUUUAAAUAUAAGGCAUUAAUAUAUUUAGCAUUUGAUUCGGCUAUUAAAGAAAUUGUAUCUUCAAUUGUUGAUAGAUUUGUUUUGAUAGGGUGUAUAACAACUAGAGAAUUAGUAAAAAAAGAUUUUUUAAAUGAACAAAAAGAAACAAUUAUACAAAAAGCAUCAUUAUUAAUGGCAACAAGUAUAACUUCUUCUCUUGCUUUAGUUUCAUGCAAAAAACCUUUGAAAAAUGUAUUAAUACAAAAUUUAAGAAAUGCAUUUGAACAAAAUAUUCCUGAAAGAAAUAACACAAUCGCUAUUGAUGAUAUCAUAAAAAUUUUAAUUAACGAUAAUAUCAAUUUAAUAUAUUUAAUAAUUGAGCAAAUAGCUAUUGAGAAAUCAUCUAUAGAAAUAGAAGAAAUUAUGAAACCUGUUUAUGCGUCUAGAAAAUAUGCACGUAUACAUAAAUUAAAUAUAAAAGAUAAUACAUCAAAUAAAUAUUAUAACACUUUACCUGUUUUUUUAAAAGCCCAUAAUAUAACUUUGAAGCACAUCCAAGUAUAUAAAAAUUUUAUGAAUUUAAAAAAUGCUAAAAGUUUACAACAAAAAUUAUUUUCAGUGACUAAUAAUGUACACGAACAAGAAAGAAUUUCAAAUGAGGGUAACACAACUAAUCGAAAUGGAAAAGCCACAAAAGGUAUGCUCAAUGAUGAUGGUAACAUAAAUAAUUUUUAUAAUAACAAAAAAUAUGGAAUUAUGCAACAUACAUUAGAUGGAAGAAAUUCAAAACAUGGAGAUUAUAAAUUGUCAGAAAAUGAAUACAACAAGGAAACCUUAAACAACCACAAUAGACAAGAAGAUUCUAAAUGUGAUAAUGAAAUGAAAAAAAACAGAUAUUCAGAGGAAUCAUAUUAUAACGAAAAAGGCAUAAUAGAAGAAGAUAUUAACAGUAAUAUUGCAGGAACUAAGGAUGUUGGAAAUAAUAAUAUGCAUCAACAAAAAGGUGCUUCAAAUAUCGGUUACAAAAACAAUGAAGGAGUUAAGUUUAUCCCUUGUAAGAAUAAUAACUCGAAAGAAAAUGUAAAUUUUCACUUAGGUAAUUUGAAUAGCAAUAUAAAUAAUUUAAAUAUUCUGAAUAGUAAUGCUAUGAAUAAUGUAAAUCUAAAUAAUCUUAACAGUAGCGCUGAUGGCGACACUGCUAAAAUUCCUACUAGCGACAUUACAAAUAUCGCUAUAAAUAAUAAUGCUAAUUAUAUGAACAACCUAAACUUAUAUUACUCUUCUAAUUGUCAUUAUAUAUAUAAAAACUCAACUAACAAAUAUAAUUGUAAUAAUUCUGAUAAUAAUUUUAAUACGAAUAAUAGGUAUGUGAACAUGCAAAUUAUUAAUAAUGAUGGUAAUUCUGGCCUUUAUACUUAUGGCGACCAAUAUCCACCAAACUAUUCGGGAAAUUACCCACGGAAUUAUAUUGAAAACGGUACAAAUAAUUUUUCAGAAAAUACAGAAAAUUUAUAUUCUCAAAACUCCAACCAAAAAUACGAAAAUGGUUAUACCCAUCAUUUACCAAAAAUUUCUACUAAUACUAUUUUCCAAGCUGCUCAAAAUUUAGAAGACUUAAAAAAUGGAAAUAUGCACCCGUCUAAUAAUGAUAGUGAAAUUUCCUUUCCCCAAUUUUCUAACAUUCCAUUAAAUCCAAACUUCGAAAGUAAGUUAUCUAUUAAUAUUAACACCAAUAUAAAUAAAAAUGUAUGUAAUCAUAACAACAUAAACUGUAUGUUAAUACAUGAACAGUUUAAUGAGUAUAAUAUAAAUUACGAUCAUAAUAAUAUUGCUAUUAUUAAUAAAGAAAAUAAUUUCCAAAAUUGUAUAAAUAACAAUUUUGUGGAAUACAUGAAAAAUGUUAAUUCUAAAAAUAACUCUACUAAUACUAUAUAUUAUAGUCCCAAUAGUAAUGGAAAUAAUAAUAACGGAAAUAAUAAUAAUGGAAAUAAUAAUAAUGGUAAUAAUUUUGCUUGUUUUAAUAUAGGUACCUCAUCUCCUAUUCCACCUUAUAUGAAUAAUAUUAAAAUGGAUUGUUCCUCGUUAAAUGGGAAUAUAAAUGAUACCAAAACUGUAGAUUUAAAUAACGAGCAUAAUAUGACAACAUUUAACAGUGACGUUUUAAAUAAUUACGAUACCACCAGAAAUGUGAUAAUGAAUGUAAACAAAGAUUCAGAAAAAAAUGAAAAAGAAAAUGAAAAUAAGACCAAUGUUACAAACUAUGGUAUUACGCAUAUAAAUAGAGGAAAUGAUAACAACGAUCUUAAUAAUAAUUAUUAUAUUGAUGGAGAACAAAUUAAUAAUUCCAAAAUACUCACAUCGAUUUCAUCAGAUUGCACAGACAAAGUAAACAUGUGUUUGAAAAAAAUUAACAACAUAGACUUAUUGUUCAAAAAAAAAUAUUUAUUUUUUAUUUCAGAAAUAUUUUUAAAAGAAAAUAAAGAAAAAAUAAAUACAAAAAAUAUUAUAUCUCUUUUCGAAUUUUGUAUGAUUAAUAUUAAGGAUUAUAUUAAAUAUUUGAUUAUUUUCCCUCCUAUUAUAUCUACGUCAAAUAUAUAUAGUGGUUAUUGUAAUAUAAAAACACCAUUUUUUAAAUUUGAAAAAAAUAUUUACACAGAUAUAACACCACUUUUAUUUAUUACUUCCUUGUCAACUGAUCAUGAAAUUUUUAAAUUAUGCAAAAUUAUUAUUUAUAUAUGUGAAAAUUCGGAAAAUCAAAGUGAUACAUAUAAAAUUAUAGGAACAAAAUUGUAUAGAUCCAUACAAGAAAUGCUAAAAAAUAAAUAUAUAAUAAACAAUAAUAUUGCAAAUGUGAAGGAAGAAAAAAAAACAUUUCAUGAACAAGGACAUGAUAUAUUUCCAACUAAUGAUAGUGAUACAAAAAACAAUCAAAAUAAAACUAAUCAGAUGAAUAUAACAUAUAAUGAAACUGAUAUUCUUAUAGAAAUCCAAUUAUGUAUACUCGAAUUAAUGUGCAUAAAAAGUAGAGAAUUAAAACAAUUAAUUACUUCCUAUAUAUUAAGUUCUCCUUAUCAAAAUAUAAAUAGCAUUUCUUAUUUCAUUAGAUAUAAUAUUAUUAAUUUGAAACGUUUAGAUAAAAAUAUGAGAAAUCAUUUAAACAAUUUAAACAAUACCAAUGCUAUUAAAUUUUGUACUGAAUUAAUAUAUCUUAUGGUAAUUGAAAAGAAGUAUAUAAAUUCUGAUAAUUUAAAAAACUCAAUUAAACAGAUUGCAAAAAUUUAUAAUUUGUUAUCUAAUAAUAGUGAGAAUAUUAAUAAGGAUAAAAAAAAUGUAUUAAUUACUAUAAGAAAAAAGGCCAAGCAAAUAAUUAAAGGAAUUAAAAAAAUUAGAAAAAAUAAAACAUUAGAAACUAUCAAAGUAUUAAAGACUGUUACUGAAUAUUUAGGCGAAUCGAAAGCAAAGGAAUCAAAUAAAAUUAAUAGUCGAAAAAUGGAGAAAAAUACUAUUAAAAAAGAUGAAGAUGGUGAUAAAGAAGUUAAAAAGAGAAAUAAUAUAUGCACUAAACUACAAAAUGAUGUAAAUACGCAAUGUGAUUAUACUAAUAUAGAUGAAUAUGUUGUGUUUUUGUUAGAAAAGUUAAAUUAUGAAAAUAAUAAAAAUUUUAGUACUGAAGAUAUAUUAGAAAAAGAAAUUAUAAAAAUAAAUGCAGAUGAAAAAAAUGGAAUAAAAAAUCAUACAUCCAAUACUUUCAACAAUGAACAAUAUUCUGAUAAUCAUUUAAAAUGUGAUCUAGAACAAAAUGAAAAACACAAUUUUAAAUCCAAAAGUGAGCAAAAUACAAAUAAUAAUGAAUGUAACAAUAAUGUCAUUGUUUCGGAAUAUUGUGAAAAUACACAAUGUAAUAUUUAUAAAGAAAAAGAAGAAGGAUAUAAUUCUUCUGAAACGGGUUCAGAUGUAACAUGCACUUCUCUAUAUUCAAAUAAAUCGGAAAAAUCAAGAAAUUCAUCAGAAAACUCAUCAUUAUCAGUUUGUUCCAUUGCUUUAGACUCAAAAAAUAAUUCAAAAAAAAAUGGAUACACAAAUGAAACUGAUGUUAGCAAAUCGUCUUACUCAUCAGACUCCAAUUCUUCUAGUGCAUCAAAUAUAAGUACUAUAUCGGUCGAACAUAAAUCUACAAAUUUAGAAACAAAUAAAGAAAUAGAUAUAAAAAUACCAGUCACAGAGAAAAACAACUUGUUAAAUAAUUUUAUAAAUAUAAAAAAAAUGAAUAUAAAUGAAAAUUACAUUAAUAAAAAGGCUUAUUAUAUUACAGAUAUAUUUAAUGAUAAACCAAUUAAAUGCAAAUAUUUACCAUCACCUCCAAAUAUAAAUAAAGAAAAGGGAAUGAUUAUUGCAUGCUUAUUUGCUGAGUGGUAUUUUAUAUAUAAAAAUUACUUAAAUAUUUCUAAAAUGAAUGCACCUAGCAAUACCCCCGAUAUUUUGAAACAACAAUAUAAAUCGAAAUGCAUCAAAUAUAUACAAAAAUUAAUAAAAUUUGAAUUUUUAAACAUGGAUAAAAUGACUGACUGUUUUUUUACACACACUAUUAAUAUAUCGGUAAAUAUAGCUUUAUAUAAUUUGCAAAAAGAUGAUGUUAUCAAAGAUGAGUUAACAAAUCAGAAACUACAUCAAACAGAAAAGGAAAACGAUAAAAAAGGAAAAAAACAAGUUGAAGAAAGCCAAAAUGAAAAUUAUGAAGCAAAUAAUGUAUCUCAAAUAGAUAAUGAUAACAAAAUUGAAACUUUAAAAAAUAAUAUUGAAAUGAAAGAAUUAAAAAAUAAUAGCGAAUUAUUAAAUUAUAAUUAUAUUGAUUCGUGGUCUAAAAUGAUUGUAAUUAUUCUACAAUUAGUUGAAGAUAUAAAAGGAAUAUCACCAAUUAUUGUUUUACAAAAAGUUUUGAAUUCAUUAUGUAUGAUUAUACAUAAAAGAUGUGAAAUUGAAAAAAGAAAAUUUAAUCAAAGACCUUAUUUUAGAUUAUUACACUGUUUAUUAAAUGACAUAAAUGAAGCAUUUACAGUGUCAAUUAUUCCUAACAAUGUUGCUACAGUACAAUCAAAUGAUAAGCUGAUAUAUUUAAAUUGUUUUUCGAAUUGUUUUGAUAUAUUAUCUCCAAUACGAGUUCCAUCUUUUUCCUUUUCAUGGCUAGAACUUAUAUCUUCUAAACAUUUUAUGCCAAUUUUAUUAUCAAAUAUAUGUGGAUGGGGAAUAUACAAAAAUUUAUUAGUUGCACUUUUUACAUUUUUAAAAUAUUGUUUAAAAAAAUUACAAAUAUCUAAAGCCAUUGAAUCAUUAUAUAUAGGAACUGUAAGAAUACUUUUAGUAUUGCUCCACGAUUUUCCAGAAUUUUUAUGUAGUUAUUAUGUAACAUUUUGUAGUCUAUUUCCAAUUAAUUGCAUUCAAUUAAGAAAUAUAGUCCUUUCAGCAUUUCCAAGAAAUAUAAAAUUACCUGACCCAUUCAUGUCAAAUAUUAAAAUGGAUUUAUUACAAGAAAUUAAAUUAGUUCCUAAAAUCUUAACAAAUAUCAUUUUUCCAUUAUUUAAAAAUAAUUUUAAACAAUUAAUUGAUGACUAUUUUAAUAAAAAAAAAUACUCAUUACUUUUACAAAUUAAAAAUAAAUUAUAUUUACCAAAAAAUAAAAUUUAUCAACAUUUUGUUAAAUAUGAUAUGGAUAUUAUGAAUUCAUUAACAUUAUAUGUGGGAGCGUUUAUUUGCAAAGCUAAGACAAACAAUCUCUUUAGUUUUAACAGCAAUUCGGACCCUAUACUUUUAAUUAAGCCUAAAAAUGAUACCUCUAAUAACACAAAGGAAGAAAAUAAAACCCUUUCAAGGGAUCGGGAUAUUAUACAAAAAAUUGUAUUAAAUUAUCAAGGAGAAAUUUUAAAACGAAAAGACAUAAAAGAAGGAGAUGAAAAACAACCAAAUCAAGAAAAUCAAAGAAAUGGAGAACAAAAUAAUAAUUUGCCUAACAAAUAUGUAGAUCUUGUGCAAGAAAAUAAUAUAGAAAAUGAAAUUUCAUCAUUUUCAAAUUGUGAUAAAACAAAUACUAAAGUGUUAAAACAAAAUAGUGUAAAUAAUAAAGAAGAUAAUGAUGGCACAAUAGAAAUUACUAUUAUCAAAAAAAAUCUUGCUUAUACAUUAUUUUUGUUUUUAUUAAAAGAAUUAGAUAUGGAAGGAAGAUACUUAUUAUUAUUGAAUAUAGUUAAUCAUAUUAGAUAUCCUAAUUCGCAUACCCAUUAUUUUUCAUGUCUCAUUUUGUUUUUAUUUUCAUAUUCAAAUGAUAUCGUUAUUAAAGAACAAAUAAUUCGGGUUUUGCUGGAAAGAAUUUUAGCUCAUAGGCCACAUCCAUGGGGAUUAUUAAUUACAUUUAUUGAAUUAAUCAAAAAUAAAAAAUUCAAAAUUUGGGAAUAUCCAUUUGUACAUGCCACAUCGGAGAUUAAAAAAAUAUUCAAGUCAGUUUUUCAGACAUGCUUAGGAAAUGUUUAG
This is a messenger RNA of Plasmodium yoelii, 12648 nucleotides long. Its product is annotated as NOT family protein, putative. Gene Ontology annotation, cellular component: P-body; CCR4-NOT core complex. Gene Ontology annotation, molecular function: molecular adaptor activity. Lineage: Eukaryota; Apicomplexa; Aconoidasida; Haemosporida; Plasmodiidae. The record is from RefSeq and is a predicted model, not a curated record. Gene Ontology annotation, biological process: nuclear-transcribed mRNA catabolic process, deadenylation-dependent decay. The transcript has 2 exons. Bases 1 to 12648 code for a protein of 4215 amino acids.